Molecule: messenger RNA, 5742 nt
Organism: Bolinopsis microptera
Lineage: Eukaryota; Metazoa; Ctenophora; Tentaculata; Lobata; Bolinopsidae
Product: von Willebrand factor A domain-containing protein 8-like
Exons: 38
Coding region: 147-5435 (1762 amino acids)
Cellular component (GO): cytoplasm
Molecular function (GO): ATP binding; ATP hydrolysis activity
Source: RefSeq, a predicted model, not a curated record
UUAUUUUUAGGAUGAAUCCACUCUGAGGACCGAAAUCUUCCAUUAGAACAUUCAAAACAUUAAACUUGCUCACAAGCUUACAGAAGCAAAAGAAAAGGUCCGAGUCUUCAGCUAAUAAUCUGCCCGAAUAUCUCUAUUAAUCGGGGAUGCGGAUAUGGGGUGUUAAAGUUCAGAUAAGACUUAUCAACAAGAGAUACUUCGCUUCAUCUGGCGGAGGCUCGCUACGGAUAGGAAAUGUAAGUAAAACACUACAUAACUCUGACAAACAGUACUUGGUUCCCAGCUCUGGCAGCGACCUUACUUCUUUACCUCAAUCCUUACUGGCUCAUGUCAAGUGGAUGCUGCAAAAGGACAUAGCCCAGCAAGAUGUGUUCCUAAUUGGGCAUCCCGGACCUACACGGAGAAGACUCGCGUCUCUUUACUGUGAGCUGGUGAACAGAGAGACGGAGUAUCUGGUGCUGUCACGUGAUACUACUGAGGGGGACAUAAAGCAACGCAGGGAGAUCAGUGCAGGAUCCUCUCAGUACUUGCCCGGACCUGCUGUACGAGCAGCUACUGAGGGUAGAGCUCUCAUAAUAGAGGGGAUAGAACGAGCCGAGCAGAACCUUCUUCCUAUCCUUAACAACCUCCUAGAAAAUAGAGAGAUGCACCUGGAGGAUGGCAGGUUCCUGGUGGCACAUCAGAGAUACGACACACUUCUUAACCCUUCUUCUGACCUUGUCAGAGUUCAUCCUGACUUCUGGGUCGUUGCUUUGGGUGUACCAGUCCCACCCUACAGAGGGUACCCUCUAGACCCUCCCCUCAGAUCUAGAUUCCAGGCUAGGAUUGUUGAGGACUUGCUGUACAACGAACACAAGCAGCAUCUCCUUCUGAAUGCAGCUGGUUCUGACGAAAAGAGUGUACACAGUUUAUUAUCCUUUGCCUCAUUUUUCAAAGAAUCAGAAGCUAAAACCUGGCCCUAUCUCAAUAGUUCUGCAAUUGAUAACCUCCAGAAGAUCGUGUCUAAAGUUCCUACUGUAGACUCCGCCAAACUAGUGAACACAGUAUACCCGUACAAGCUGCUGCUACAACCAGACACCCGGUCCCAGUUUGAGGUGAUGUUAUCAGAUCUGGGGAUCACGUCACCCCGGACCGUGCUAGGUGAUCCCGUCUGCCAGGUCCGGGAUAUCACUGAUGGUAUUGCUACUGUAAAGUGUGGCAGACACCAGUUCACCGUCCCUGCAGGUAGAAAUACUAGCGGUCCCCCGAGACUGUCCCCUUAUAUCCCUACUCCGUCACAAGAGACCCUUCUUUCUGACAUGAUACUCUCCCACUCCGUCUCUGACAUCUGCCUUGUCGGUCCUCCUGGAUGUGGAAAGUCGGUGGUUAUAAAUGAGUUUGCCAGGCGACUGGGAUACGAAACAGACUCGAUAGUUUUGUACAAUGAUAUGACGUCACGUGACUUACUUCAACAGAGACACACGGACUCAAGAGGUAACACAGUUUGGGAGCACGCCCCCCUGGUACGAGCAGCUCUUUCUGGUGAGCUGUUUGUCCUGGACUCCGCUCACAAGCUUCACCAUACCACCCUCUCUACUUUAGCCAGUUUAUGUCAAGACCGAGUCCUAACCUUACCAGACGGAACUAGACUGCUACCCCACACCACACACCACAACAUGUGCUCCAAGUUAAAUAUAUCUGCUGAGGAGUUGAGCAGACGGGGAGUGCUCCAGAUACAUCCUUCCUUCAGGAUCAUCGCUACUGGAGAAGAGAAAGGAGAGUGGAUUACCCCGGAGGUUCUGGGAUUGUGGCACUAUCAUCACCACACUUCACUAGACCUGGAUCAGCAGCUCAACCUCAUCUCACAGAUCUGUCCCGAAACAUCAAAAGUGCACAUAAAACGGAUCCAAACAAUGAGUGAAACUCUGCGGACACAUACCGAUCCAGUCUUGACUGGUAUUGGAAAUAUGUUGACUAUGAGGAGACUGAUUGCUAUUUGUAGGGCAGUAGCAAACGGUGCUGAUCUGGGAAACUCAGUCCACACUUCUCUGCUAACCAGGUUCAUGCCCGCUCUAACUCGUCAAACACUGACACAAACUCUGAACAACAUCGGAAUACUGGAGACUACCAAGGUUGAUGACGUCACGAUCACAUCAGAUAAUGAUAUCCUCACUAUUGGAUCUGUUUCUGUUCCCAAGCUGAAGGGUGAUAAGGAACUUAUACCUAACAUCUUGUUCUACGAAAACAAAAACCAACUCUACCUGCUGGAGGAUCUAUUACGGAGUUUUGGGGAUGGAUCCCACAUUCUGUUGGUGGGGAACCAGGGAGUUGGGAAGAACAAACUGAUAGACAGACUGUUGGAACUGUUGGAAGGGAGUAGGGAGUAUUUACAGUUACACAGGGAUAGUACAGUACAGGCUAUCACAGUUCAGCCAACAAUAACUGGAGGAAGAGUAGAAUACGCGGACUCAGCGCUAGUGCGCGCAGUGCGAAAUGGUAGAGUGCUGGUAGUAGACGAAGCUGAUAAAGCACCGACCAAUGUUACCUCCGUUCUCAGGACUCUACUGGACACGGGGUCUAUGUGGCUAUCUGAUGGUAGGAAAAUAGUUCCACCUGGAACACCAACGGAAGAGCUGACUGAUAAGGACAUUGUUUGUCACCCUGACUUCCGGGCUAUAUUCCUUGCUAACAGACCUGGCUUUCCCUUCCUGGGCAACGAUUUUUAUGCUGUUAUGGGAGACCUGCUUAGCUGCCAUGCUAUUGAUAACCCUGAUCCUCAAUCCGAACUGGAACUGUUAAAACAGUACGGACCUGAUGUAUCAGAGGAAAUACUCCUGAAACUCAUUGGGUCGUUCAGUGAGCUGAGAGCCAUGUCAGAUGCCGGCACAUUCCUUUAUCCCUACUCUACCAGGGAGCUGGUCAACAUUGUCAAACAUAUGCAGGCGUACCCAGAAGAUGGCAUUACAACAGCGCUGAGCAACGUACUAGACUUCGAGCAGCAACAGGGCGACAUUUGGAACAUGCUGGUUUCUAUCCUGCACAAACAUGGCAUCCCAUUCGGGGCUAGACCUAUAUCCAAUAUUUCACCACGGUACCCUCUGAAACGACCUUUUAUGGUCGGAACGUUAUUACCACAGACAGAUGAAACUUCUGUGGGUAAAAUAUCGAAGGGCUCGUUCAGGGAAAGGGGUCCUUGGUUUCUGCCUCACUAUAACGCUGAUGCACCAGUAUCCCUUGAGCGGGCCAAGUCUUUCAGUGAAUGUGUAAACACCCGAUCUUUACCAAGACCAAAAGUUCAAACUAAAUACACUCACCUUUUGGCUGGUGGAGAGGCUGGGAUACUGCAUGCUAUCAGCACAAGUCCCGAUGCUAUUUACACGAUUCAGAGCAAUUCGGAAGAAGUCACGUGUUUGGACAUUGGGCCAGCCUUAGGGUACAAACCAAAUCUUACUGUUGCAGCCUGGGACCAAUUUCUCAUUGCUUCCGAUACCUCGUCAGAGACGUUGAUGAAAUUUGAUACCAAAAAGCGGACAGUACUGCGACUCGACCUGAACCGCAUGUCGUACUUCAAACAGAAGAAAACGGGAGGUUUUCAGGUUACACCCGGCAGGGGACAAUUCUGCUGGAUCUUUUCGGAAAAUCUCCUGAUCCGAUACAACAUCCCUGAGAAUAAGACUAAAGAGUGUGAACUCCCGUUUGAGAUAAGUUCCGUGCGACAAAGUCACCUGAAUACGGAUAAUGACGAGCUAAUGGUGCAAUCAAGAGAGGGAGUCUGGCACUUUGUUAAAUUCUCUGAUAAAAACUUUACCUGCUAUCCUUUAACCAGGGAAACGGAGGUGGAAGGAAACUGGGUACUAGAUCAGGCUGCAGGCGUAAAGACAGAUAUACCAUACAGCAGCGAUAUCAUUCAAAGUCCAGAGGGAGUCCUGAUGGCUGAGAAUUGUUUUGGUUCGUUGGGCAACAACAGUGAUGUCAAAAUUAGAAAGCUUGAUACAGGGAUUGACGAAUCAGGUGUCGGGUUGUUGAACCGAGGAGUCCUGCUAAUUCCCGUUAAAAAUAUACCUAAAGAAUUCAAAAAGGAGGACCAGAAAGAGAAGGACCAGAAAGAGGAUACAACAAAUGGGUUCCUAGCUGUAGUGGAUACAGUUAGAUAUACCGUAUCUUUCGUUCCUUUACAAAAACCUUUCAGUAAUACUAGAUACGACAGUCCCCUGGAUAUGAUGUCAGCACUAAAUGGACUAGAUGAUAUCCACACACUCACCACUGGAGGAACUCUUCAGGGGUGGGAGUUGACGGAUGAAAGAUUAGCUGUAUCGUACGAUACCUGGCGGAGCAUGGUGGGAGACCCACCCACUCAACUCAACAUAGACCGGGACAGUGGGGAGGAUGUGACGGACCCCAAACACGGCAAGAUAGACCCGGAUAACGCCCCGCACGUGGGUGGCAACACGUGGGCAGGUGGUACUGGGGGUAGGGACACUGCCGGUCUAGGAGGUAAAGGAGGACCAUAUAGGCUAGAUGCCGGGCACAACGUCCAUCAGCUCUCUGACGAGGAGAAGAACUCAGUUCCUGAUGAGGUGCAAAAAGCUGCUCGGGAAAUGGGUCAACGAGCUUUUAAGAAACGAUUAGAGGAGAUUAGAAUGUCGGAAUACGACGCAGAACGUUACAACUCUUUCGUUAAAAGCGUCAACCAGCAGAUAACAUCACUUAAACAGCUAGCAGCCGGGUUAGAAGCAAAGCAAGGUGACAGAGUGUGGUUGAAGAACCAGACAGAUGGAGAACUAGAUGAUGCUAAACUCGUAGAAGGAUUGACAGGUGAACGGAAUGUUUACAAAAGACGGGGCCAGCCCGAAGAGAAAGGGCUCAACAUGACGAAGCCGAAACACCUUACUCUUCUGGUCGAUGUCUCCGGCAGCAUGUAUAGGUUUAACGGGUUAGACCAGAGAUUACAGCGUGAGUUGGAGCUGAUGGCAAUGGUGAUGGAGGGUCUACAAGGCUCGGAGAGCAGGGUUAGAUAUGAUAUCAUAGGUCACUCAGGAGAGAAUCCUCACAUCUCGUUCGUCAACAGGGACAUGCCACCUGAUAACGAAAAGAAGCGUCUUGAAGUCUUAGAGGAGAUACAUGCUCACUCCCAGUUUUGUUGGUCAGGUGACCACACUGUCGAUGCUCUAAACCAGGCAAUAAAACAUGCCGGAGCUCAAGAAGCUGACGACAGGAUCGUCAUCGCAUUCAGUGACGCCAAUUUGAAGAGGUACUUUAUUAACCCGAAGCAAAUUGCUUCCACGAUGACGAAAGACCCUGCAGUGUCUGUGUUCAUGAUAUUCAUUGGAUCACUCGGCGACGAGGCUGAACAGUUGAGACGAGUUCUUCCUGGAGGGAAAUCAUUCGUUACCAUGGAUACCAAGGAAAUGCCAACAAUUCUUCAGCAGAUUUUCACCUCUACCAUGAUUCAGUGAUUUAUGAUUUUAAAACUAAACAGUGUUUACACUUGAAUUUUUAAUUCUAUCCGAAAACUGUGAAUCAUUCACCUUUUGAUUUAAAAAGUAGAACUGAUAAAAUUCAAUCGCCAUUGCAUUGUAUUACUAUUAUUGUGAACCAAUUCGCUGCAUCAAUUGACUGUGACAGAUGUAAAUAGCAAUAAGGGUUGAGUGUGUAAUACCAAAUUACCAUCGUAGUACAUAUUGAUAUUAUUAAUUAUGAAUUGGGCUUCUGUCAUUACCCUCACCUUCUUUAUAAAGAUUCAGUUUCCUAUUUAUUAUAUUG